AUGUUUGCUAGCGACCAUAUGGCACUUCGCGGGCGUUUACGGGUCGAUCUUCCGACCGAGGUAGCGCGCACAACGAUCGUGCCGGCUUUGCCAGAUUUCAUGGCGGCUCACCCUGGGUUGGAGUUGGAAAUAUCGAGUACGGAUCGACAGGUCGAUCUGGUUCAAGAGGGGUUCGACUGUGUAUUGCGGCUUGGCCCCAUCAGAGACGAAACGCUGGUUGCCCGCUCCCUAGGCCUGUUGCGCAUGGUCAACGCUGGCAGUCCCGCUUAUCUGGCGCGCUAUGGCAUCCCUCGCUCGCUAGAAGAUCUGCAGCGUCAGGAACAUCGGACAAUUCAUUUUUCUACGAUGCUGGGCGCAAGGCCUUACGGAUGGGAAUAUCCGGACGGCGACAGCUACGCGACGCUUCAGUUGCCAGGUACGCUGCACGUCAACAGCUCGCAAACCUAUGAUGCCGCUGCUCUCGCCGGUCUUGGCUUGAUUCAGGCGCCACUCUUGGGGAUUGGCCAAUACUUCAAGAGCGGAGCACUUGUGGAGAUCAUGCCCGACUUUCGUCGCCGGGCGCUCCCCGUGUCCCUCGUCGUAGCGCAUCGAAGCAAUCUGUCGCGCCGAGUGCUCACCUUCAUGAAGUGGAUCGAAGGGGUGCUGACGCCGUACCUGGAACGGGAAGAC
Messenger RNA from Mesorhabditis spiculigera, 669 nucleotides. The record is from the annotation of a GenBank genome assembly. Lineage: Eukaryota; Metazoa; Nematoda; Chromadorea; Rhabditida; Rhabditidae.